CGACUCGAUCCAGUCGAGACGAGAGUAGAGAGGGAAUUUCCGGUGGCUCCAUAUCCACACUCCACAGUCCGCAUAGCAGAGGAGUUGGACUUUUCCACCUCACUUUCUUGUUGAAGGCGAGCGUUGUGAUCGCACUGAUUUGCUGCUAGCGCUGUGCAGGACUGAGUACAGGCUCAGCGGCAGCAACAUGGAGACUCUGCGUACAGGUCUCAUGUUCAUCGCCCUAGUGGCGUUCCUCACCGCCUUUGGCUUCGGCGUUAUGAGCACGACGACCAGUCGAUGGUAUGUGGAUGAACGUAAUACGGACACUACACUGGACGAACCAAGGAAUAUCGUCAACCGUGGUCUGUGGCAGUGGUGCGACUAUGAUGGAGUGUGCUUCGAAAUUCCAGACGAAGAGUACCUUGACGCCGUGCGAGCGUUCUCCAUUCUAUCGCUGAUCAUCGCUCUGGUUUCGCUGGGACUGUCACUCAUGGCCGUCAACGAGGAUGGAACUAAAUUGAAGUUGGUAGCCGCGCUGUUCUUCUUCGUCACUGCGCUCUUCCAGCUCAUCGCAAUGGGUGUGUACACCAAAGAGAUACGUGACAUGGCUAGCUUUGACGAGCAGUACUGGGGAUAUUCGUUCCGGCUUGGCUGGGCAGCGGUAUUCCUGUACGGCGCCUCCGGUCUCAUCUUCCUUGUGGUGGCUACCUUCCUUGCCGGCUCCCCCACCAAGGUGCGCUACGGCCAUGUCAACCGCACAUAAUAAUAAUACGACACGGUAAUGCAACCGCACUCACUGCUUGUUAAGCAUGCCGCUGCUAAAGACACCUGAUGUAGUGUGUUCCGCCUUGCGCGGGCCAAGCAGUAACGGGAUCGUCCACUGGAAGCAUGUGUGUAUCUCUUCGGUCAGUGGCUAAUGCACCGUGUCUGACACAUGACGGGCAAUCUUGAUCCAGUAUGUUUGUAGUGUUAGUUGUAUGCAUAUUGCACAGAUGACCGUAACAGCCCCCCCCCCCCCCCGGAUAUUUUAGAAUCUGCUGCUUGUAGUGCUAACCAUCCAAUGGGUAUGUCGUAACUGCUGCUUACGCCUUAUGCUUCGUCCACUUCGCAGAUGCGCUCUCCGCUCGAACUGAUCUCUCUUGUAAUCUCCCCCCUGCGGUUCGUUUAAUUUUCAUUGCAGACUUCAGCUCCCGUGUCUUUCUUGUGCCCUCGUUGUAUGACGAGCACAAUGUGCCUGUUGCUUUGCAUGCCGCAAUACUAUGCAAUCUCGAUCUGUAUGUGUGAGGCCGGCUUGUUCUCGCACACUGCACUCGUCUGCCGUAUGUUGCUCACCUUGCCUGUGUGAAAUGCCAUCUACAAUCGCAA
Sycon ciliatum is the source of this 1347-nucleotide messenger RNA. Its product is annotated as lens fiber membrane intrinsic protein-like. The transcript has 3 exons. The record is from RefSeq and is a predicted model, not a curated record. Lineage: Eukaryota; Metazoa; Porifera; Calcarea; Leucosolenida; Sycettidae. Gene Ontology annotation, cellular component: plasma membrane. Bases 188 to 745 code for a protein of 185 amino acids.